Molecule: messenger RNA, 10691 nt
Organism: Paramuricea clavata
Lineage: Eukaryota; Metazoa; Cnidaria; Anthozoa; Malacalcyonacea; Plexauridae
Source: the annotation of a GenBank genome assembly
CAAAAAUACCGGAUAUGGUCCCCAGGCAGAAACAAUAUGGAGGCACAAUAUAUUUUUGAUUUCGAGCUAAUAUUUGAUAAGUGAAGGUCGAAAUGCCUCCAAAAAAGGCAGUUCCCGCUUCAAAAGCACCUAAAAAGGCCACAGCAAAAGCUGUCUCUAAUAUAAAAUCGGUUUCGCCGACUAAAUCCCGUUCGACGGGGAAAGGGGCUGCCAAAGGUCCCAGCAAGGGCUCCAAGCCCGUUGCAGGGGCAUCGAGCAGCAAGCCUACCGGGAAAGCAAAAUCAGGAAAAACAGAGGUAUUUUAUGUGGGGUAUUUUAUGUGUAUGUGCAAAAUGAAGUGUAUUUGGCUUUGAUAUUUAUUCAAUAUAUAGGUUAACAUUUGUUUACUUUGGUUGCCAUGGUAAUGUCUGGGGUAUGCAAUAUUGCAAUGGUACCAUGUGUCACGUACAGCUUUUUUAUCUGGAAAACAAAUAUAUGCAGCAAAUAUAUGUUUCUUUCUUUACAAAGAAAUCUGUGCAGUGUUUAAUGUUCAUUGUACAUGUCACUGAACAUUAAACCAAUUAUAAAUAUCUUUAAUCAACCCCUAUGAAACAUCACUAUAUAGGUAUUCCUGUAGGAAUCUGAAUUCCUAAUAGUAAAUUCUGAUAAGAAUUCUUUUAGCAAAUUUCCUAAAGGGAUUCCUACAGGAAUAGUCUGAGAUUCCUAUAGGAUCACAUAUAGAGGAUUAAUUUCUAUAGAAUUAUUUGUAAGAGAAUUUCUAACAAAAUAUAUGCUUUUAUGAACAGAAUCUACCUUUUACUGACUAAUCCAACCCUUCCCGCUAUCCAUUAGCAUUGAAGCAACAACUGGACUGGUGAUUUUUCAACCAAUGUAAAAAUGCUUUAAAUCUACCUACAGAUAUGGACCUAUUAAUGAAAAUAAACUUUAAUUUACAAAUGCUAAUUUUUUAUCUGGGUCAUUCCAAUUAAUGGAUAAACUUGGAAAGCUUGAAAAAUCACUAUAUCCAAUGGAUAGCAUUAUCUGGUCUUUGCCGUACAACCGACCCUAGGUCAAUAUUAAGACCGUAAUCCCAAUCAACAGGAGAAAAAAUGGAGCAAACAAGAUGAUCAAGCUAGAAUAAUUCAAACAGCAGCAAGAAAAUAUCUUGCAAGAAAGAAAUUGGAGAAAUUGAAAAAAGAAAAACAAGAUUAUGAAGAAAUGAUGGUGAAGUUGGAAAAAGAGGUACAUACAAUGCUUGCAGAAUCAUCCUCAGAGACUAUCAGGGUUGCUAAGAGGGGGAGAGCAGGGGGGCACUUUGUGGUGGGCCCCAACUCAAAAGAGGUACAUACAGUGCUUACAGAGUCAUCCUCAGAUCGAGAUAUGAAAAGCUAAGCCAUGAUCAUUAUUAGUGCAGAAAACAAUGAAAAAUUUGAUUUCUGUAAGUUCCUCCAGAUCUCUCGAUUUGAAUACGAGCUGCCUGUUUGCUUAUGGCUAAGAAAAUCAGUUUAAAAUUGAAAUUUUUGGCAUGUUUCACUUCUCAUUAGUUAAUUAGUAUUUUUCUAUUUCAUAUUUGAAAUUAGCGGGUUUUGCAGACUUAAAAAGAGUUUCAUAAUCGCUUUUAGCGUCUCUAUCACACAAUAAGAAACACGUUAACAAAAAAUUACUGAAUUAUUAAAAUCGUAGACAUUACUAAAAUCAUAGUCUAGACUGUAGUACUCUAGCGCGAACUCUAGUGUACGAAAUUUACCAUAUGACUAUCAAAUGGAACACCAUCCAUAAACACGAGUUUUGCAAACUAACGUUAAAUUCUUAUUCGCUUCCGAAAAGUCGGAAAAUUUGGAAGAAAGCUCACAACUACGUCUACAACACAUAUUUAGUGCAAUUAUAUUCCGACUUUUCGCAAGGCUGUGAAAAUACUAAUAAUUAUAGUGUAUACAUCAUACUACCAUACUAACAGGUGAUGAAGAUAUAAAUUUCCGUUGUUGUCUUUGAGUGUGUCAACACGACAACACCAGGCUGAAACGUUUGCUUGAUCGCGGUGGGAAUCAAACCCACGACCUUUGGUUUGCCAGUCGCGGGUUCGAUUCCCACCGCUGUCAAGCAACCGUUUCAACUCGCCCGGCGUGGACGCACUCAGAGACAACAUCGCAAGGUUAUAAACUACUAACAAUCUGAGAUCAAGGUUUUAUUUCACAAAUGGAUUUAGUCAAAUAUCUAAUCAAAGUCUCCCGGAAGAAAUGUACUAAAUGUCAAUUCAGCACUGCUACCUUGCUAUAAGUGGAAUCCAAAUGAAUUGAGCAAGUCGUUGCACAAUGAAAAUCGAAGAAAGAGGAAAAACACUUCUUUCCAGUUGUCAAGCAAGUCUACAGCAUACUGCUGACACUCGCCAAGAUUCGUCUUGAUCAAUUCAAAUGCAGCCGUUCUUUGCGAAUUAACGGUGGAGAAAAUCUCGCUGAUCAUUCCUUCGACAAUAGGGCGAAUGAUUGGAAUCCAACCUCGCAGCACAUCACAUGGAUUCGCUAGAAACUGCGGGAGAAGAUUCGGGAACAUGAUAGAUACAAUUGGGGUUCCUUGUUGGAGUAUUUGCUCGGCGAUAUCUCGUUCUGUCGUGUAUAAAAUGAACUGCAUUUCUCGAGUGAGCGUAUCACACCAGCUCUCAAAAAGAGGCCCUAUGGUCAGAGUAUCGAUAACACGUGGGGCUGCAUGCUGACGAUUUUCAUUUGAACGAAAUACCGGAAAACUGCCACUUCCGCGAAGAUGAUAUUUUUCAAGACAAACAGCAUCGGCAAAUACAUCUCGUUGCUCUAUUUUCUCAAAUUUUCCACGGCAGCUAGCCAGUUUCCCAAGAGCAUCAUCGAUACACACCCACAUUUCGUCAUUGCAAUCUUUGACGUGUAGGCACUCCGCUUCAGAGAGCUUGAAGAUCGCUCGAAAAGCAUCGAUAAACAUUCGAGCCUUCUCUGCUUUAAUCUUUCCAAAGUGGAAGUUGUCACCGCACAGUUCCAGCGCUUUUGUGAUCAGACGCGAAGAAGCCAAGCGAAAUAUACGUAGAGCAUCGUCCACACGCCCCGUAUUGCGGUAGAGAAGACCAAGAAACAACGCGGCCAAAACAAUACCUUGAGCCAUAGUAGAAGACCAAACGUCCUGUCCAAUGGGGCAUCGAAAGCGCAGAAAAAGUUCCAAAAGUUUCUCAAAUUGUUUGAUCAUUUCUUGCUCGUUCUCAGCGCCUACCGAAAACACCAUGUAUGCAUGAUAGAAUAUGCGCAUGAAAUCACCAUUUUUUACGUAAUGCCUUGCUUUGCGCAUGGCAAGUUCGACGCUAGGAUCAUUGUACGUCCCAAGCAUCAUGUGACAGCUUCCCAACAUAAACAAGGUUGCAGUUUCAAAGAGACUUAUUACGCUUCCCUUUGACUGCAUGACGGUGUCAUACAAAAUUUGAGCAGUGUAAAACUCAUGCAAACCUUCAUUGUAGCUUCCCUGACGAAAUUUCAGAAAGCCUGAAAUUAGCAUAUUGUACGCACGCACAGUUAGUUCCGUUAUAGAAUUGGGAGCGAAAUUCUCCGAUUCGCUAGCUUCGAGGGCGGCAUUCAAGAAUGUUUCAAUGUUUGUGACAUUAUCUUGAUGGAAAGACGCCAAGGCAGCGAUCAAAUAUGUAAUGAUUUUCCACUCGCUGUUGUCACCAUCUCCCAUGGACAUCAAAAUUUUCUCGCAAUAUUGUGAGGUGUAAUCUGGGUGGAGACUGGCCAAAUACGCCAGGCACAGUCGCUUUAAAUCUUCAUCUGCAGUACUUUCAUAAGCUUGCGCAAAUCUCUGUAUCAUGUCGUUGAAAAAUUGGUAGGAUGUGAAGGAGAGAGCGACAGCGGAAUUGAAAUGGGAGUACUCGUAAAACUUUUCACUUGACACGAAUUGAAUGGUAGCGGUCUCGUGUGCUUGAAGCUUGAGCAGAAUUUUCUUUACACGUUUCUGAAAUGGAAAUACUGAAUAGAAGAACCGAAUACACAAGUCUCUAAUCAGUUCAAAAUUAAUGUCAGUAGAUUGAUCGAAGAAGGAAAAGAUCUCGUCUUGUCGGCCACAUCGUAGGUAAGCCAUUAACCGAACUUCGUUCACAAUACUAACAACGACAGACAAAUUGCGGUGAGAGUCGGCUGAAAUGAUAUCAUCUUCAAGCAGGCGAUCUAAGAUGCUCCACGGAGAAUUGUCAAUCACACUAGAAUCAUGAAAUUUACCAAUGUUAGUUAUCAGCAUUCCAACAGCACGGUAUAGUUUCUUCUUGAUCGACGAAAUCAGCCCGAUAUCUUGGGACGUCAACGAGAACUGGAAUUGGUCGAUCGCAUUUUGAAGACAGACGAUGGCUGACGACUGGCGAGGGUUAAAAUCCGAAGCAUCGUCGGAGAUGUUCGUCAUAGAAAGAACAAUGGCAUCAUAGGUAUCAACUAGUCCUGAGUCGUUGCCAUAAAGAAAGGACACAUUACUCAGAACGGUGGAUAAAUCAUUAUUAUUUCCUACGGGAGAACCAUCAAAUUUCAGCGCAGACACAUAGAGUUCGGCUAGUUCUGUUGGUGUUUUUAUAAGAUCUUUAUUUUGUCCCCUUCCUAGUACCAGACGACCCAGAGGAGUUUUGCAAGCCUUGCUCAUUCUACCGUCCACAGAAAAACCACACAUUUCGUCAUCGUAAAAUCCUUUUCCAAGAAAUGGCCAUUCUGUUGCGUCACCUCCACAUUCCUGAUUCGUGCAUGAACCGCUUGAACACUUGUACCUUUGCAGAGAAUUUGUUAAAUUAUUUGCAUCGUUCAAGGAAGGAAUACACAUCGAGGGCAAAAUUGUUUCCUGUAAAUUCAACACCUUGUAAUUGAAAUAUUCCAUUAAUUGCAUAAAGUACUUUUUGACAGACGCGUCAUUCUUGCCGUCUUCGAUCAAUAAAGCAGAUUCCAAAUCACUAAACGGUGUUGCCUCUCUUCUUGCAAAAGAUCCGAAUCCGAUAAAAGCGUAGUUGACGUCCUGAGGAGGUUGUCCGAGUACUUGUAUACAUUCGUCCAACAAUAGGGCGACGGCGUCUUUCAUAAACUCUCGGAUUUCAGUGAAAAUCUCUCGUAUUGCUUUUGCGCGUCUGGCUUCGCUGUCAGCAUCUCUGUCGUGUAGUGGAGAGGUAAACACGCUAUAAUUACUUUGAACAGACUUCAAUUUAUCGCUGCAUUGCUGUCUGAAUUCUUUCAAUUUGCUCUUGUGGUUUCUAUCGAUAUCGUGUUGAAAUUCGCUCGCGUUUAUGGCCUGACCACACUGGGAAAUUAUGUCUUCUUCAAUUCGACGUAGCUUCGCUUCUAAGUCGUUUUUCUUCGUAGAAUCGUUGCUGCGAAUCAAGCUGGAAUUGUAAAGAGCAGUGGCAAGAACGAACUGGUCCAAGCGAGCAAAUGGUGUGUCGGAGUUGUCUUCGAGUAAUGCGCGAGCGUUGUAAACAUCGCCAAGCUUUUCCAACGCGAUUGCCUCGUCGCCUUUAUUCUCAUCAUCAUGAGCUAUCUUCAAUGCUUUCGCGAUUUCCAGCUCACGAUGCCAGCUCGUUACUGAAUGAAUAUCUGCUUUCUCUAACUGAGCCGUAAACGAAGCGUUUGUCGACGUUGACAUGAUGAAAUAGCGAAUGUAACCAAAGUGAAAUACUUUGAGCUGGAUUAUAUAGGCCAAACUCCGGCAGCUUUACCAGGAAAACAGGAAAUUGCAAACAAUAGCGCUUUUUCUCAGAGAUGUGAAUAGAAAGAAUCAUAGUUUAUGAAGCUACUAAUAUCUAAGCUUGCUUAAAUAAACUUGCUGGUAUUUUUUGGUAAUUCGGAUUGGAGCAUUAGUAGUGACAUUACAUUCAAUGGCGUCCAUGGCAAUAUUUAGUGGGAGAUAUCGAUGUUAUGAGCAAAGGGUCAAAGGUCCUUUGUCUAGCUAUCUUGAAUGAGGGAAUGGGAAUUCCCCAGAAUUUGUCUUCCCCGGAAUCCGGAUAUGGAUUCCGGGAAUCUGGAUUCCCCGUUUCUCAGAUAAAAUGAAAUAUUAUGGCUUCAAUUGUUACGAAAUAAAUUUACAGUAACAAUGGCAAUUGAACUUAGUGAAGCGUAAUCUGGUCUAAAACGUUAAUCGCAAAUUUGAUAUCAGAUCAAAAUUGCACGACAGAUAUAAACUGUAACUUGAAUUCAUUUCAUAACAAUUCUUUAUCUGAAAAACGUGGAUUCUCGGAUUUCCCAAUUCCCGGAUUUCCCGAUUCCUGGAUUCUCCAUUCUUUAAAGAUAGCCGUUAUUCUAUUGUAAAACAUGGUGAUUCAUAUUCAAGUACCACUCACAACUCCCAAGAUAUGAAUAAAUCCAUCGUUUCAUUUACGGUAAUUUGACUUUCUCUCCCGAAGGCAUGGAUGCAAAUGGUUGAACGCGAGCGAGAGCAGGAGGAGAAGGAACGACAGAAAGAACAAGAAGAAAGAAAAAAGAAAGCUCAAGAAAUGAAAUGGAGGAAACGCAUGUUGGAAGCUGCUUUUGACGGUGAUGAUGAUGAAAUUAACUCUGUCUUAAGUGAGGUGAACAAACAGUAUUCCCAAAUUUUAAGAAUGAAGAUGAGACUGCGUGAGACUGUGAGAGUUUGCAAUCACGCGAACUUGGUUAGCUGUUCUUAAUACUUCCCAACACUAUCAUGUAUUCUAUUUAAGUUAAAACAUAGUUGGAACACUCAUCAAGCCUUUAUUUUGUUAAUCUAGAGCCUGACUGCCAACUCUCACUAUCAACUCUUAUGCUCGUUGAGUAACGUAUUGAGUAGCGAAAUAGUUUUCUGACUUCGCUCUGAACUGAAAUUAUUACGAAUUUGCUUUGCAAUGAAUUUCACAAACUGACUAACAUGCAUUUACUAGCUUUGAAGUGUCAAUGCAAACUCAUUAGCCAUUCUUUAAACAUAUGAUCGAGAUUACUGUAUAUCUUUUUAAGGCUUUAACGAAUGACAAAAAGCAAGAAAACAUAUCAGAAGCCGUGAGAGAACUACAUAUUAAAAAACAUCAGUUGAGUCUGGCUGACUGUGAAGACGCGAACGGUAAUACCCCGCUAUCAGAAGCCUCAGCCGGAGGGUAUGUAAAUACGAUACAACUGCUUCUUCAGAAAGGUGCCGAGAUCAAUUCUAGAGGACGUUACGAGCGUACACCGCUAUGGAGAGCUGCGUUUGCCGGGCAUUUACAAGCAGUUCAGGUAUAUACAGUUCACUAACUAAAUUUUCCUUUCUAACAAUCGUCCCUCUUUUUUUCUAUCCUGACUAUUUUUAUACGAAUGAUGGUAUUUGUUAGGUGUUAUUGGAGAAUGGGGCAGAUCCUCGACUACACGCAAACGAUGGAACAUCACCUCAACAAGUAUGUUAUAAAAUGAGUCAGCUCGGAAUUUCAUCUGCGCUGAUAGAGGUGACGUGUUCUGCAGAAGUCUACAGUAUUUAAGAUUAUCAUGCAAAUUAUUCACUACUUCUAAAUCAGUCAAUUGCGUUUUACAUAUUGCCAGUUGCCACACUAUUAUAUGCAAACAUUUGCUGCACCGUCGUCCUUUAUAUAUUCUGCUAUUCUACGCGUGUUCUUGCAGGUUGCAGCGAUAGCAGGGGUAGAAGAAGUUCUGAAAUCUUGGAAUAUUGAACAAACUGAUGAAUUAUUGAAAAAGAUCGAAGAAAAUAAAGAAAGAAAACUUAAGGAAGAGGAAAAACAACAAAAACAGGAAUGUGAUAGGUAUAUGUAGAGUAGAUAUAGUGUUUCAAGUCAAACGACUGAAAAUUUACACCAGCUCAAUUUACAGUCAUGUAAAUAUUUUUCCUUUUAAGGUUGGAAAAGAAACAACACGAAGCCGAGAAAGAGGGCAAAGCCUGUCAAAUGCGGGUUAGAGUGGAAUACAUCAUAACUGAUUAUCAAAAAUGCUUGUGAUAGGCUCGAAAAUUAGCUCUAUAAACUCGUUGAUGUAUCUUUUUACAGCUAGAGAAAGCACACUGCGAGUUAAACAAACGAAUAUUUGAACACGAUAAAUGUGUUGCAAUGGGAGAUGAAAACAAAAUCAAAAUAACAUUACAGGUAUUUAAUAUGCGAUGGCCAACAAAAUUACUGAAUUUUAAAUAAUACCUCUCUUGCGGCUAUGACUACAAUUCUACAUUCAUUUUUUCAUUUUCGAUACGUUUCUCAAUCGGGAAACGAACUUAAAAAGUACGUUUAGUGCUUUAUCUGUAAAAUAAUGCUAAUGAAGAGAUCAUUUAGAUGGUACGCCAAAGAGAAAAUGAUGUCUGACGUUCAGUACGUUUUGCUUAUAUUGCUGUAAAAAUGGCGUCACUUUUAAAGCUGUUUUUUUUAAAUGUUUUCCUAUUAUUUACCCAACUCAUUGUGUAUUUCUUGCCCAUUUUUUCACAGACAGUUCAUGAUGCUGAAACGGAAUUAGAAACAGCCAAACAUAGCAGUAAGAUAGCACAUGAUAAACUCGCACAGGUAUAACCCAUUGCCAUUGACACUCGACUAUAGUAGACGGAGAACAGAUUUCCACUUUUGACACUCAUGUUGUUCAUUUGCAGCUGAAAUUAAGAUUCAGAGAGCAGAGAAAAGAAAGGGCUGGUGGUCCCGGUGAGAUUGCUAUAACUUUCUAAGUACUUCAUGUUAAUGCAUGUGUAUCAUAAUAUUAAAAUAGGCCACGUAAAUACACUGUGUCUUUCCCGUAGGUGAGGAUGUGAAGGAGCAAGUAGGAGUAAAGGUGUCCAUAAAGGAACUUGAUGAUGUUCUUAUGAGGGACGUUGGUGGUAAAAUUGCUGAAAGUGGCAGGUAUAAUGCUCUUGGGAAAUCACAUGCAAAGGACCCAGUCUUCAAAAUUGCGACAAAAUUGUCUCCAAAAUCAGUGUGUGGUUGUGGGAAUUUUUCGUAUUUUUCGAACUGCAUGUCGGACCUUCAUUUCUUCAUCACACAAUGUACAUGACUUCAGCAUGUAUAAUUUUCAGAAACGUAUUAGUAUUUCAUGAGUAUAAUUUUAGCCUAUCAAAUCAAUCAUAACAUGUCAGUAGCUUUAUACCUGUUACAAUACUCCCUUAUAAGUAUUUUUCUACAGGGUGUAACUGAGACGUUUUUCAACUGAAAGUUUUGUUCCGAUAUUUCAGAUGGCCUCUGAUAAUCGACACCUCGUCGCAAACAUCAACAUUUCUGCGUUAUCGCGAUACCAACUUUCUUAAUGCUUUGAAUCCAAGCAAUAUGGAACCUGAUGCUAUACGUCUUGCAAUCUUAGGUGCAAUACGGUAAGUUAAGAGUGAUCUAUACAACUGAGCUACAGAGGCCAGUUGUCGAACUCUAAUAACCACACGUUCACGCAUAUAUACCAAUAUAGACAGGUUAGGUCUAAUAAAUGUUUAAAAAUUCACACUCGGAAAUUUCCAUCAAUAAAACCCUUCCACAAUUAGUGUGAUGACCAAGGUCCUGGUAUUCACCAAUGCACCUGUUUUGAUUAACCCUGUUUAGUUUUGGUAAACCAUUGGUUCUAGACAUGAUGGCUGUUGAUAUGUUUGAAAGCGUCAGGAUGAAAUUCGACAUCGUUCAAGAAGGAUUGUUAAGCACAAUUAUGACAAAAGAAAUUCUUAAAGAUGACAGGUAAGUUCCAAAUGAAGCCAAAAGACCGAUUUACACUUUUGCCUAAAACUGUCGCAUGCAACCUGCUUACAACUUGAGUUGUACUGUGUAAAUCAAGCGCACAACUCGUCUAUACGACAACAUUCCCAUCAUGCACCGUUAUUGUUUUUUCAAUCUUCAUUCAGGGACUGGGUACGAGUCAGGCCCUGACCUCAGUAGUGGUAACUGUAUGCAUGAUCUACUUGGUUAUCAACGUAUUUUGUUCAGGUUUCUCUCACUCGUUAAACCAGAAGACGGAGAGCAGUAUAGCAAGACAGCAUUCCUGGGAGCAAGAAUAGAAAAUUUUAAAUUUAUAAUCUUAACCCAACUGUGGAACUCCAGUGAAGAUUUGAUCAAUCAAACAUAUCCUUUGCGGGUUAUGAUACCUUCGAAAAGUUUCUAGAAAUUUAAACCUUAGGUCAUAGUAUAGUUUUAUAUAUUUAUAUUAUAUAUUUUAUACUAUUAUAUGAUUAUAUCAACGAUAAAAGUUAUGAUGAAAAAGUAAUGAUUAUCACUAAAAAUGUAGCGAUGAAUUCUUCAAGUGGAUGUAAAAGGUGCAUGCUAAUAUCUGUGUAAAUAUGCAGUUUAAAGGGCUUUGCAAUUUUAUUGUGGGAGUGUUAUUAUUUCAAUAUGCACAACAUAUUCAGAUAUGUGCUACUCUGGGUUAUUUUUCUCUUUAUGCGACGAUUCUUUGUCCGUCGUUUUCCCAAAAUCAUUGGCGCUGAACACGCCGAAGAGACAGCCAGCCAAGACCACCGGACUUUUAUGCCCUGCUUCCAGAGCGCUUCUUGUGGCCGCGACUCGCGUCAUGGUGGCCUGGAGCUGAGCGUUAGACUGCUGUCGCUGACCAGUUUUGCAGUAGUACGCAAAAUCUUCACAAUUGUUGCCCAAAAUUUGGUACUCUCCAAAACCGCUUGUCAGACAUUCCGAUGCUCGUUCCAGGACUUUGUCCUCGCUUUCGCAUUCCUGCGCACAAUAGGUCCCAGGCCACUGGAGGUUAUCCGCGUCGUCCGAGACGCCAUAUUUGUACACGCCAAAAGGGUAAUCUUUAAUGAAGUCUCCAACGGGUAUCUGCUGUACAAGACCAUUGCUGUCGCAG